Molecule: messenger RNA, 729 nt
Organism: Prunus armeniaca (apricot)
Lineage: Eukaryota; Viridiplantae; Streptophyta; Magnoliopsida; Rosales; Rosaceae
Source: the annotation of a GenBank genome assembly
AUGAAGAAGUAUGGAUAUCAUCAAGAUAACUCGGAUCAUACCUUAUUUAUCAAACGUAUGGAUGGUAAAUUACAGAAGUACUUAGCCUCAAAGUUUGAGAUGAAGGAAUUGGGGGCUUUGAAGUAUUUUAUGGGAAUCGAAGUGUGCACCAGCCGAAACCCUUAUUGUGCAAAAUCAUUACUAGCAAUCUAUCCUGAUCAGGUGUCAACCAACAAGGAAAGAUAUCAGAGUGACAAUCACUUAGCAGUAGUUAUAAGAAUUUUGAGCUAUUUGAAGAAAGCUCCAGGUGGAGGCUUGAUAUUCAGAAAAUUGGGACAUUUGGAUGUUAAGGGUUAUACAGAUGUAGAUUGGGCAGACAUUAUAACAUAUAGACAUUCUACAUUAGGUUACUUCACUUUCAUUGGGGCUAAGGCAGAAUACAGGGGCAUAUCACAGGGAGUUUGUGAGCUUUUUUGGUUAAGGAUACUCUUGUCCGAAAUUGGUUUUCCACCAAAGAAAGUCAUGGAGCUUUACUGUGACAACCAAGCUGCGAGAGAUAUAGCAAAUAAUCCAGUUCAACAUAACAGAACUAAGCACGUUGAAGUAGAUAUGCAUUAUAUCAAGAAGAAACUGGUAGAUAAGCUAAUUGAUAUACGAUUUGUAAAGUCAGAAGGACAUUUGGCAGAUGUCUUGACUCAUGUGGUGUCAACAAAGAUUUUUCAUGUCUCACUUGACAAGUUGGACAUAUGA